Patella vulgata (common limpet) is the source of this 594-nucleotide messenger RNA. Its product is annotated as neuromedin-U receptor 1-like. The transcript has 2 exons. Gene Ontology annotation, cellular component: plasma membrane. The record is from RefSeq and is a predicted model, not a curated record. Gene Ontology annotation, molecular function: G protein-coupled receptor activity. Gene Ontology annotation, biological process: G protein-coupled receptor signaling pathway. NCBI's taxonomy places the organism in Eukaryota, Metazoa, Mollusca, Gastropoda, Patellidae. The coding region runs from base 1 to 594 and encodes 197 amino acids.
AUGGCCACAAGUUUAUUCCAAAUCACCAGUAGUGAGGUAACUAACAUUACUUUCACGGAUUAUCUCGAGUAUAAAACUGCGAUGUGGCUUUGGCGAAUAUUUUCUCCACUUCUCAUCAUUAUAGGAACAUUUGGAAAUUUGUUAUCACUCCUGGUUCUCACCAGGAAACGACUUCGUUCCUCGCCGGCUAUGUUCUACCUGUCUAUUUUGGCAGUUGUUGACAUCACUGUUCUGUACAGUGGAUUGAUGCGUGUCUGGCUGGAGAAUGUCUACAACAUACAUUUAAGGGAGAUGUCCGAAGGAGCAUGUCGAUUCCACACCUUUUUUGUUUAUUUCAUAUUGUCCUUUAGAUUUCAAGUAUGGGUAGCUGUGGCUGACCCUAUGGAGGAGGCCGUGUUGGAACUUGGUUGGGCUGUAGCCAAUAUUUUUCAAUAUACCAACAAUUCAAUUCAUUUCUUCUUGUAUUGCCUGACGGGUCCGAGAUUCCGACGGGAGUUUGUCUCUAUGUUUAAAGGAACGUUUGGACAAAAGCGUAUUGAACCGAGCGAAAUUGUAGGUAAAAUAGCACGAGCUAGUGCUGUUAGUGACAAAUAG